Penaeus monodon (black tiger shrimp) is the source of this 516-nucleotide messenger RNA. Its product is annotated as L-selectin-like. The transcript has 3 exons. Bases 1 to 453 code for a protein of 150 amino acids. The record is from RefSeq and is a predicted model, not a curated record. NCBI's taxonomy places the organism in Eukaryota, Metazoa, Arthropoda, Malacostraca, Decapoda, Penaeidae.
AUGCUUGUUCGGCCAACUUCAGUGGACCAAAGGCUGGGCGACAGCGAGUACCACUUCUCGUGGCGACAUGACGGCAGCAAGACUUACACUUGGGAUGGCGCCAACCAGUACUGCGGCAACCUUGGCUCCGGCUGGCAGGGUAUCAGCAUCGAGACUCACCAAGAGGACAGUCUCGUCAGAAAGGCGAUUACAGAAGAUCAACUACCAUGGAUUUGGACCUCAGGUCGUCUCAAGAAUCACGGCUUCGCCUGGGCUUCAGGUGCUGAAUUCGUGGGUCUCAACUGGUCUCACACCGGCGGGAAUCAUCGACCACAACCAGACAACCGAGAGGGGAACGAGGAAUGUCUAGGGGUUCUCAACAACGUCUACGACGACGGCAUCAAGUGGCACGACAUCGCCUGCCACCACGACAAGGCCAUCAUCUGCGAGCGCAAAGUCAGAGUCCACGGAUGAACACAGAUACACAUACACAAACGCAGAGAUGCACAUACAUCAAUGUUUUAGUGUAUGUAUUUA